Molecule: messenger RNA, 630 nt
Organism: Eupeodes corollae
Lineage: Eukaryota; Metazoa; Arthropoda; Insecta; Diptera; Syrphidae
Product: guanylate kinase
Exons: 1
Coding region: 1-630 (209 amino acids)
Biological process (GO): purine nucleotide metabolic process
Cellular component (GO): cytosol
Molecular function (GO): GMP kinase activity
Source: RefSeq, a predicted model, not a curated record
AUGGCAGCAGCAGCAACUGUUGGACCUCGACCACUGGUAAUCUGUGGACCUUCUGGUUCGGGCAAGAGCACCCUGCUCAAGCGAUUAUUUGCUGAAUACCCUAAUACAUUUGGCUUUAGUGUGUCACACACUACCCGUCAACCACGUGCGGGAGAGGUCAAUGGCAUCGACUAUCACUAUGUCACUCGCGAUCACAUGGAAAAGGCUAUAGCAAAUGACGAAUUCAUUGAAUCGGCUUGUUUCGGAGGGAAUAUGUAUGGCACUAGCAAGGCGUCUGUUCAUGAUGUCCAGGACAAGGGGAAGGUGUGCGUGUUGGACAUUGAAAUGGAGGGAGUUAAGCAAAUAAAGAAAUCCGAUCUGAAUCCUAUUUUGGUAUUCAAUAAUCCACCUUCUGUAGAGGAAUUGAAAAAGCGAUUGUUGCUGCGCAACACUGAAACCGAAGAGUCACUGCAAAAGCGCUUGGAUUCCGCCCAAAAGGAAAUUCAUUUCGGCAAUGAGCCCGGAAAUUUUGACAUAAUCAUUUUGAAUGAUAUAAUCGAUGAGGCUUAUGCGAAGUUUAAGGAUUUUGUUAUUUCCGAAAUUAAGAAACAACAAGAACAAGGUGUUCAAAUCAAUUUAGACAAAAACUAA